GAUUGUCACCUGAACAGAUUUUAUUGACAGAAAAGUAAAUACGUUCCAAUCGCAAGAAGCAGAUUGAAGAAAUCAAAAGCCGAAUUUUCCCAAUUUAGAAAAAAUAAGUGGUCUUAUGAAUAAGAACAUGUUUCUUUUUUAAAUUGUUAAGUAAUUCUGUGCUUUCGAAUAAGAUUUUUGAGAUGUCAUCGAGAGUAUUGCGCAAACUGCAAGGGGACAAUGAGUUAAAUGAAGAACUUUCCGAUUUAGAACCCGAAAGUGAUCUGCCUGUAAGUGGCGGUGCGAGAAGAAAGCAGUUGAACAUCAAUAGAUACGAUCUGUUAAAUCAACAGUCGCUUUCCGAAAGCGAAGUGAAAGAGGACGAUAACGAAACCGAGGUUACAAACGCGCACGACGGAGAUGAGGUUCACGAGUCGGUAAAGCGUAGGAAAAAGAAAAAGAAGAAAAAAUCUGGGAAGCACUCUAAUGUUCAGCGUAGCAGCGAGGACAAUGCCGAAGUUGAUGAAGUUGAGAGGUCUGUUCGAGAGGUCAAUCGAUUGUUGGGCGAGCAGUGUGUAUCAGUGGUAGCGUCGUUGAGGCCGGAAAAGGGACCGCCGACAAAGAAAGGUGUAUUAAACGUGCAUCAUAAAUACUUGAACCCGAACAACGAGCUCAAAAGAAUAUUUGGCUCGAAAAUCAUUCAGACUGAACACAAAAGGAAGUUGAGAGGUUGUCGCGGCCACGUACGUACAACUUGGCUGGUGGCUAGCAAAGACAAUUGGCCUCAGGCGGCGAAGCUCGGACUGUCGAUGAGUUUACAAGAAACGAAACCGGGCGGAAUACAUUACUUCGCUUACGAGCACAGCCAAACGUAUAGGCAAAUACAGACGAAAUUCUUGGAGGCCGUCGAGAGCUUAAAUCCUGAUAAUAUCGUUGCGAUAAUUAACGAGCAUCCGUUUCAUGUGGACGCGCUAAUACAAUUGUCCGAAUUGUGCAAACUUAGCGAGGAUUUAGCGAUGGCUGCCGAACUAGUCGAGAGGUCUUUAUAUUCGUUGGAAUGUUCGUUUCAUCCCCUUUUUAAUAUAGCGCAGGGAAAUUGCAGAUUGGACUAUCGAAGACAGGAAAAUAGGAUAUUAUUUAUUACGUUAUUUAAACAUCUGCUGUUCGUUGCGGGUCGCGCCUGUUAUCGUACAGCUUUAGAACUUUGCAAGUUACUGUUAUCGCUCGAUCCAGACGAAGAUCCUCUCGCUGUGAAGUUAGUUAUAGACUUUUACGCGGUGCGCGCUAAGGAAUACGUUUGGCUCAUAGAUUUCUUUGCGGAAUGGGACGCGACCAAAAAUUUAUCGCAACUUCCCAAUUUCGCCUAUUCGACGGCGAUCGCAUAUUUUCAUAUGUCCGAAGACGAUAACGACACACUGAAGGCGGAUAGUCUACUGCAAGAAGCUUUAUUAAUGUUUCCCGGCGUUCUGGUGGCACUUUUGGACAAAUGUUCUGUGCAAGUCGACGCUAGGGUUUCAAAGCAUCACUAUUUUGGGCCAACGGCUGUUGCUAAGCAGUCACCAGCCCUGAAUCAGUUAGUCUUAUUAUACGUUAAUCGAAGUUAUCACGUCUGGAAAGAGAGCGAUCUAUUACCAUGGUUACAGAGGAAUGUCCAUAGAGUUUUAGACUUGAUAGACGAAGAUCCGACGAUCGUAAAAGAUUACGAGCUGAAACGAUCGCGCCGCUAUCAGGGUCCGUUACCGCGAACGAUUUGCAGGCAUAUUUUAUUGUCGGACGUUAAGGGAGUUGCUCCCGUCAUGGAGGAUUUCUCGGGGCCGGUGCUAAGUUUUGAUCCUCUACCGCCCCUGGAUUCCAUUAAUAUAUACGAGAAACCGAAACGACCUCGUAUAGUAAAUAGUAAUUCGAGCGCCGUAGGCAUUUUCUUUCGAUCGCUUUUGCCAAGUUUUAACGCCGACCUUCCAGAACAGCUUCUGCAACCGGAGGAAAAUGGUGCGCGAGCGUUGCCUUUGAAUGGAGGCGAAGAAGGAAACGAUUUAAGGCAGAGCAUCGCAUCGUUAGUCGGGGCGAUGAGAGAUUUAUUGAAUAAUAUUCGACUGCCAGAUGUACCAAACGAAGCGGAUGUAGAUGAGAACGAUGAUUCAGACGACGAUGAUGAACAGAACAAUUAUUUAACAUAGAUUUAUGUUACAAAUUAGGUAUUUAUGAAAUUGUGCAUUAUUACAGUUGUCAGAAUUAUAAAAUAAUAUAUAGACUUUAUUUUAUGUUUCAUUGGAAGUUACAUUUUAUACCAAUUGCGAUGAAUGCAUACUUAAUUUUCAAACCUUUCAAUAAAAUCAGGGUGUCUAAACAUUGUACGUACCCUAAAUGUAAUUAAAGUAUAUAAAUAGCA
Molecule: messenger RNA, 2368 nt
Organism: Photinus pyralis (common eastern firefly)
Lineage: Eukaryota; Metazoa; Arthropoda; Insecta; Coleoptera; Lampyridae
Gene: Nulp1
Product: transcription factor 25
Exons: 8
Coding region: 183-2156 (657 amino acids)
Cellular component (GO): RQC complex
Source: RefSeq, a predicted model, not a curated record